AUGGAGAGUAGUAGUAGUGUUCGGUUGGAUUAUAUGGAGAGUAGUAAUGCUGGUGAGCAAAAGUCAUUGAUUUCUUCGUUUCUCGAUAUUGCUGCUGGGCAAUCGGUCGAGACUGCUAGAAAAUAUUUACAAGCAACGGAUUGGAAGCUUGAUCAAGCAAUUACGUUGUUUUACGGUCAAGAAGAAGUGUCUGAUGACUCUGAUCCAUUCAAGAAAGUUACUUCGUCCAAUGGAACACCAAACACUAUGGCCGAGAUGGAAGAAGGUCCUAUCGAGCGAAGGCCGGGUUUAGGUUACUCUCAAGAUAUCGGGGGUUUAUCAAAAAACCAAAGGAAGAAAAAAGAAAAAGAAGAUUUUUAUCGCGGUUUCCUAGAUCGCGCUUAUGAUCCUCAGUAUAGGGCUUACCUCAACAGCAUGCGGUGUCGUGACAGAAGGUUGAGCAUGCGGGGUUCUUACGGAAGGCCUUUCCCAGAUUGCGGUUAUGGUUAUGACAGAAGCUCUUUCUUUGACUGCGGUUAUGGUUAUGAGAUAAUGCCUCCUUCCCCAGAACGCAAAGAGGUUUCUGAGCCAAAGGUCGACAAAGUAGAUGAACCUCAAGAUAGUUUCGAUUCACUGUAUCGGCCACCAAAGGAAUUGAUGCAUAAAGGAGCUUUGCAUGAUGCAAAACAAGCCGCUGAAGAUCAAGACAAGUGGUUGAUAGUAAAUGUGCAAUCUGAAAAAGAAUUCAGUUCUCAAACACUAAACUUGGAUGUAUGGGCAAACGAAAUGGUCGCGCAGACUAUCGGCGCCAAUUUCAUCUUCUGGCAAGUUUAUGAUGAUACCACUGAAGGAAAAAAGGAAUGCGAUUAUUACAAUUUGAAAUCUUUUCCUGCAGUACUUGUUUUGGACCCAAUCACAAGGCAUAUGAUGCGAUCAUGGACCAAAAAGAUUGAAGCUGAGCGCUUGUUGGAGGAUUUAGUCCCUUUUAUGGAUGCAAGUCCUAAACAACAUCACGCUCAAUUUGGUCCUCCAGCGGUAACUUCUCCGCAGACUGCUAUUUCUGAGACUACCAAAGAGGAUGAGGAGGUUAAAGCAUCUUCAAAGGAAAGCAUGACAGCUACCACCAUCGCUCCAACUUGUAGUGACAAAUGCAAGAAGCUUACAUAUCCUGAUCUCCCUGAAGAGCCAAAGGUGGAUGAAGACGAAACACUUCUCUGCCGUAUUGAGGUUCACUUUCCUAAUGGGCGCAGGCUACAGCGUAAUUUCCUUCGAACAGAUCCAAUCCAGUUUUUAUGGUCUUUCUGUAGCUCACAGCUUGAUGAAGCAGAGUCUCGUCCUUUUCAGCUAACUCAAGCCAUUGGAGGUGCAUCAGAUGUUCUUGAUUAUGAAAGCAGGCAAACGUUCAAGGAGGCUGGACUUUUGGACUCCAUGAUCUCUGUUACUUGGGAGUGA
Messenger RNA from Papaver somniferum (opium poppy), 1431 nucleotides. RefSeq names its product plant UBX domain-containing protein 16-like. Gene Ontology annotation, molecular function: ubiquitin binding. The record is from RefSeq and is a predicted model, not a curated record. The coding region runs from base 1 to 1431 and encodes 476 amino acids. NCBI's taxonomy places the organism in Eukaryota, Viridiplantae, Streptophyta, Magnoliopsida, Ranunculales, Papaveraceae. The transcript has a single exon. Gene Ontology annotation, biological process: proteasome-mediated ubiquitin-dependent protein catabolic process. Gene Ontology annotation, cellular component: nucleus.